Molecule: messenger RNA, 7286 nt
Organism: Cydia fagiglandana
Lineage: Eukaryota; Metazoa; Arthropoda; Insecta; Lepidoptera; Tortricidae
Gene: sgl
Product: UDP-glucose 6-dehydrogenase
Exons: 2
Coding region: 349-1785 (478 amino acids)
Biological process (GO): glycosaminoglycan biosynthetic process
Cellular component (GO): nucleus
Molecular function (GO): NAD binding; UDP-glucose 6-dehydrogenase activity
Source: RefSeq, a predicted model, not a curated record
CGUUGUGUUGCUUCAGCAGAUGUCUCGCCGCGCCGAGGUCAUCAUUUCCGCGAAGUGCACCCAUCGAUAGAUUGUAGACCUAAUGUAUCAGAGAAUUGCAGUAAUAAUACCGAGCUAGCCUCCGCGCUGGCACAAUUAUUCACACGUCCACCGUGGCGUGAGUGCCACCAGACCAGGAAAUCACGAUCGGCCCAUCAAAGCUUUUAAUCCUGUCUCGAAACACGAUAAAUAGCAUUUUAAAUUAAUAAGCAGGAAGUAAUCGCGUAAUCAAUUAAUCUACGCGAUUAAGGAUUAUUCUGUGUUAGAAUUUCGCUUGAAACUGUCGUGUUUUGAUAUUUUUGAAUUAAAAUGGUGAUUAAAAAGAUUUGCUGUUUGGGAGCUGGCUACGUCGGCGGGCCUACCUGCAGUGUUAUAGCUCUCAAAUGCCCGGACAUCACAGUGACUGUGUGCGAUAAAAGUAUAGAUCGUAUAAACCAGUGGAAUUCGGAGAAAUUACCGAUCUACGAGCCCGGGUUAGACGAUGUCGUGAAGGAAUGCAGAGGCCGGAAUCUAUUCUUCUCUACGGACAUAGCGACCAGUAUUCAAGAAGCCGAUCUGAUAUUCAUCUCUGUCAACACUCCUACGAAGACUAUCGGUAAUGGAAAAGGCCGCGCCGCGGAUUUGAAGUAUAUAGAAGGCGCUGCGCGAAUGAUUGCCGAUAUAGCAACUAGCAAUAAGAUAGUGGUCGAAAAAAGCACUGUACCAGUUAAAGCUGCAGAGAUAAUCAUGAAAAUAUUACGCGCCAACACUAAACCUGGUGUUAACUAUCAAAUAUUGUCUAAUCCAGAGUUCCUGGCUGAAGGUACAGCUAUAGUUGACUUGGUAGAAGCUGACCGAGUUCUGAUUGGUGGAGAAGACACACCUGAUGGCCAGCGCGCUGUGCAGGAGCUCUGCUGGGUGUACGAGCACUGGAUACCCGCUAAAAAUAUCCUGACAACCAACACUUGGAGUUCCGAGCUGUCCAAACUAGCAGCUAAUGCUUUUCUUGCUCAAAGAAUCUCUAGUAUCAACUCUCUGACAGCCGUCUGCGAAGCUACCGGGGCUGAUGUGUCCGAGGUAGCCAGGGCCGUUGGCCGGGACUCCCGAAUCGGUCCCAAGUUCCUAGAAGCCUCCGUCGGCUUCGGAGGCAGCUGCUUUCAAAAAGACAUCCUGAAUCUAAUCUAUUUAUGUGAAUGUCUAAACUUGCCAGAAGUAGCUGCUUAUUGGCAGCAAGUUAUCAGCUUGAAUGAUUACCAAAAGACCAGAUUCACUCGGAAAGUCAUUGAAUCACUCUUUAAUACAGUUUCGGAUAAAAAGAUAGCUAUACUCGGCUUCUCAUUUAAAAAGAACACCGGUGAUACUAGAGAGUCUCCUGCUAUCCUCGUUUCUACAACAUUAUUAGACGAGGGAGCUAAACUGCACAUCUACGAUCCGAAAGUAGAGAAAGAACAGAUGCUAUAUGAACUAAAGCAUCCAUCUGUUACGUCAGAUCCUGAAUCGGUAAAGAAGAAUGUUGUAAUUCAUGACUCUGCAUACUCAGCGGUAACGGGAGCUCAUGCUAUAGUGCUCUGCACAGAAUGGGACGAGUUUAAAGAGCUGGAUUAUAAGAAGAUAUUUGAUGUGAUGAUGAAGCCAGCGUAUUUGUUUGACGGGAGGAAGAUAUUGGACCAUGACGCGCUGCUGGAGAUCGGAUUCCACGUUCAGACUAUCGGGAAAAGGCUGUCGAGGUCGAGCAGCAUCAGGGCACAGGGCAGCCAAACUUCAUAAACGUAUCGUCACAAAUAAUAAAAGAAUGAGAUUAGAGCUACCGAGGAUUUUAUGCAUCCUAGCGCAACUAUGAAAGUACUCGUACGGAUGUAGUGCAUAAUAAUAGUUAUUUGUUUCACUCGGGGGCAAAGUUGUUGUUUAACCGCACGUGCUGAUAUUGAUACCCGAGCAAGCGAAAGAGUACAAAAGAAAUUCUCGCUACGCUCGUGGUUCGAAAAACGAUCUUGAGCGUUGCGAGGGUUUCAAAGCACGAGGGCACAACACGGGGGUUAAACAGAAUUUGCCCCCGAGUGAAACACAAAAUUUUUCACCACCCGAAGAAAAUAUUAACUGUAAGGUAUCAAACAAAAACAAAUCCAAAUGAAUGUUAUGGAUAACAAUUAUGCACUACAUCCGUGAGUAUACCAAUUUAUAAGUCAUAACAAUAUUAUAGGUAGUAAAAAAAUGUAAAAACAACCGUUUUAUGCCGUGUGGAAAGAUAAGUCGGGCCCUGGAGGGAAACUACCUUAAAUCCUCAAGCUGGCUCAUUUUACUUAAAGGAGACAUUCCUUUAUUUUUAAAAAGAAACAAAAUUGCAUUCAAAGAUUUUCUAAAACUCGCUUGCCUCGCCCGGGACUCGAACCGACUAAAAAUUCCAAAAAAUAAACUCUCGCAAUAUUAUAACACUAGCCGUUACAGUUAAUGUUAAUGAUAACAUUUCUCCAAGAAACAUAAGGUCUUAACUCGUCUGUCGUACAAAAUAUCCAUAAAAUCUAAUAUUUAGUACUCAAGAUUUUUUAGACAAGCAAAAUUGAAGAAAAAAAGAAAAAUCUUUGAAUGCAGAUUUGUUUCUUUUUAAAAAUAAAGGAAUGUCUCCUUUAAGUAAAAUGAACCAGCUUAAGGAUUUAAGGUAGUUUCCCUCCAGGGCCCGACUUAUCUUUCCACACUGUAUAUGUGUACCUAUUUAUGUGAAGGUAAAUAAACUUCAGAUUAUAUGUAGAUAUAGUCUGUAUCUUUAGGUAUUUAAAUAAAAGUAAACAAACAAUUUGUACAUUUUCGGGUAGUUAUAACAUUUAUCGGUUAACCGACCAAUUACAAAACCUCCUGGAUCAGUCACUGAACGAAUCGUGUAAUGUUUUCAUUUACCCUCAACUGACUUAAGGAGCCAUUUGAGGGUAGAUUUUGUUUACUUUUAUUUAAAUACCUAACGAUACAGAGUAUAGUUUUACUGUUUUAAUACUGUAAACUAAGGUAACUUUAGUCCACAACUUAUAACUGAGGAGUGUCUUUUCAAAGGCACUUAUUUUUGUAUAAUGUAUGUAUCAGAUCACUUAUUUGUAUUAAAUAAGCCCUUUUGACACUCCGAAUUCAGUUCCCAAUUAGGGAAUGCAAUAACCGGCCAAACUUCAUAACCAGUUUCGGUUACGGUUAUGCCCGAAAAAUAACCGAACAUCGGUUAUAACCGGUUACGGUUAUUUUUGACAAAAAAUUAUAAAAUAACAAUAAAGUCAUUAAAACAUUACGAAAAUGAAGGUACAGUAUUAGGGAAUGUGAUUAAACGAGUAAGUCUUCGUUUUUUAAUGAAACACACAAAAUACAGUAAAAGUAAAAUAUGACCUUGGACGUGAUACAAUAUUCAAUAAAAAUAUUUCAUAAAUAAGGGAAGUAAUACUUUUUUAUUAAAGUACACGAAUGACAAAAAUUAUAGUCACAGGCGUCACAGGCAAAAAGGCAGGAUUUUGUAGUCAUCACUCUUAGAUGAUAAAAACAUAGAAUUUAUGUCGUCAUAAAUAAAUAACCGAAAAUAACCGUAACCGGUUUUUUUUUUAUUAUGAAUGGGCUUACUCAUGGCCACAGACUAGCCGAGGCGUAGACGUGGCCUACGAUGGAGCGAGCUCGCCCAGAAGGUGCAUGUUCACUCUUAUGUUACUCUGUCUACUGUUAUUCGAGUUUCCAAUAUUCGGUUAUGAAAUUUUGUCAAAAUAUUCGGUUACAACCGAAUAUUUGCAUUCCCUAUUCCCAAUCCAGUUUCAUUUAUACCCAGUUACUUUUUAUUUAAAGUUUAAAUGGACUAAAAUUUAAUAUUUCUUUUUGAAACUUUGUAGUGAUUUUCACAUAUUUGUGACGUCCCACGGGUAAUGGUACCUUAUGGCGAUUGGCGCUUACGCUAUUGUUAAACGCCGUUCAUUAUUAUUGCGGCGCUAUGCGACGUAAGCGCCAGCCACCAUAAGGUACCUUUUGCCGUGGAACGUCACAUAUUUCUUGGUGAAACUCUGUUACUUGAUUUUUACAUAUUUUACCACUAAGUAUUUACCGUAUAAAUAUGUAAUUAUGAUUUAGUUAUAGUAUACGCAUUUGCGAUAAAAUGGUCACAAUUUAAACUGCCAAUUAAUGCAUUGUUUUAUCAGUUUAACCUUGUACGUCCCGGCGUACUAAAUUUAGAACAAAUUACGAUAAGUAUUACGUAAAAAUAUUAAAACUUGAUUUAUGUUUCGAAAUGAAAAGCUAUAGUUAUUUUAGACUAAGGAUAAGAAAUUUUACUUUUAUAUUGUAUAAAUAUUUUAUUUUAUUUUUAAAAAAGAUUACACAAACUAAGUUAUGGAUUUAUGGAAUGGUUUAAAGGUGUAUUAGGCUGAUUCCGAGUGCUUUAGAAUGUCGAGCCAAUUUCCGGAAUUACCCGAUACUCUUUUAAGUAUUUCGAAUUAUACAGCGUAUAAUAUAACAUUUUUCUGGCCUGUUAAGUUCAUUUUUGUUACGAUAAUGAAAUAAAACAAUUUAAAAAGUAUAUCGCGUACUCUGAACCUGUAAAAAGUAUAUCGCGUACUCUGAAGCGUUUCCACCAGAGAUGAGCGAGUAGUGUGUUUGUUAAGAACUAAUAGAAUGUUACUCGCUAGAGCAUGAAGUAAUAAUUAGUUCUUAACAAACACAUUCCUCGUCGCUCAUCUCUGGUGGAAACGAAGCCCUUUAACACCCCGCUAACCAUACAAAAGUAGGCAAAGAAAUUUUUACCAAUCGGAGUAGGAUAAUAAACUCGUUUUCUUGUUAGGGUUCCGUACCCACAGGGUAAAAACGGGACCCUAUUACUAAGACUCCAACGUCUGUCUGUCAGCAGGCUGUGUCUCAUGAACCGUGAUAGCUAAUAAACAGCUGACAUUUUCACAGAUGUCGAUUUCUGUUGCCGCUAUAACAACAAAUGCAUAAAAGUAUGGAACCCUCGGUGGGCGAGCCCGAUUCGCACAAGUCCGGUUUUAUUAACCCAAUGGCUUACGCCGCGACCCAUAGUUUGGGGAAUGGUGAUCUAAACUGAAAAUCGUAAUUCAAGACCAAAAAAAGUAAGACAAUGUUGCCACUGCAAUAAUGUGUUUGUAAAAUAGUAAAUUGUUUUUUUAUAAAUAAACACGCUAAGAUAAUUUAUUUAUUGGUAAGUUUACUCCUACGAUUUAAAAAAGUACUUUUAUUGCCGUUUGUGCCCAAAUAAACAUUAAAACUAGUGAUGUACCGACUAUUGAUUUGGCCGACUAGCCGACUAAUCGGCGCUCGAAUGGCCGAUUAGUCGGCCGACUAGUCGGCUAGUCGGCCAGAUCAUUAGUUUCGUAUAAGUUCAGGUGAAAAACAAUAGUUUUGCUCUUUAGGUUGCGCUAUUUAUAUAUUAGCUUGGCUAAAAGGUGUUCUCUACAUGUUCAAAGACCUAUCACAAGAAUCCUCGUUCUAUUUCUGUCUUUCUUUUAUUUUGCGAUCCUGAGCAGACCGUCAGUAGGUACAACUUGUAGGAGGUAUUUCCAAGGCUCUAUUUCUCGUACGUAGUCGCCAGUUAAGAACCUAUCCCCUGGGGUCAGCGUCUUUUCGAGCAACGUGCCCUGUUUAUAAGUCUCUAAAUUUUGCAAUAACAUUAAUAGUUCCCCAUGGUUCCUCCAUUAAAAAAAACAAAAACUGAAUUAUAAUAAAAUCCUUUAAGUAUAGAACUUGGCCAUGAAAUUACACGAGAAUCAGUUGAGAUCGACCUGUAGAGGAAAACACCAGCCUACCACCAUACGAUAACGAUCAAACGGUCAAUUAUAUGAACAAAAGUUUUCACACCCUGAAUACGUAUUUUGGUAAAAUAGACAUAAAACAUAUGGUAAAUAUUGACUGUUGGCUUCUUUUUUCUGUUUUUCUUUCACUAAUAAGGUGCCGACUAAUCGGCCAUUUUUGCCGACUAGUCGCCGACUAAUCGCCGACUACAAAUGUGGCCGGAUAGUCGGCUUUCCCGACUAGUCGGCGACUAGUCGGUACAUCCCUAAUUAAAACAUUUACUUAUUUUUACAUAAAUACAAGACGCGCUAGUAAAAAGUGGCAAUAUAGCCUUACUUUCUUUGGUCUUGAAUUACGAUUUUCAGUAUAGGCAGUAAAGUCGGUACUAAAACUGAUUAUUCUGCUAAUUUUCCUUUCCUGAAGUAAUAUUUUCCAGUUGCGCAAAAAACACAAUGACUUUGCUUCGUUAAGCCUUCGAGAUAAGAGGAAAUGUUCGUUGUAGUACUCAGUAUUAUCAGGUGAGUUAAAGACGAGUUAAUAAUAAAAAUUUACAAUCACUAUCAAACAUUUCCCUGUAAUAUAGUCCGUUUUUUUUAGCAUUAGAAAGAACUUCGCAGAAGUAAGCUUGUGGUUCCAAAUCCGGCAUUUUAGCGGUAAUAAUUUGAAGUAAAUUAUAUGUAUUGACCAUGCUACAUUAGAUAAUUCAAUAAUUAUUAACAAUUAAAGAGCCUGAUAUAAACUGCACGCUUGCUUCUGUGGAGUUCUUUCUAAUGCUAAAAAAAACGAACUAUAGAUACUAACUUUUGCCCGCCACGUCUGCGUGGAAUUAGUAUACUAAUUUGGGUAGCUUAUUUUUCAUUUGCUUUUUAUUGAUACCCCAUACAAAUUUUCACCCCCUAAUGGGAUGGGUCAGCCUGUAUAGAAAUAUAUGGUACAUAUUUUUGAGAUGAUUUGUGCACCCAUAUUUUUACACUUGACUCCAGCUGAUCUGAUGGACGCAGGAGGUGGUCAUAGGAACCCUCUGUUUUAAGAUAAAUUUAACAUGUAUGUCUUUAUUAUUCGCUCGUCUUUCUUAUUAUAAUAUAAAAUAAUGUUAUAUUAAACUUAUCGCCUAUCUAAUAGUAGGGUAUUACCUAUUUAAUUUUAAGAUAAAUUGAACAUUGCUUAUCGGUAGAUAAGAAAUGGUCAAAUGCAAAAUUACUCGCUUGACCGGUAUUUUAUAUUGAUAAAAGAUACAUAUAUCAUGAUAAGAUAAUGAUUGUAUUAAGUUGUCAAAUGAUUUAAAUAAGUUAAAUGUUAAAAAAAAUUACUCGAAUACGAUUUUUCGUAUAAUCAUCUUAAAUACAAAAUAUUCAGGACUGUUACACUAAGAUUAAACAGAAAACUAAAUACAGUACGUAGCGGCCCGCUUUUUUAAAAUAUCUUCCGUUAAAUUGAAAUAAUCACGAUUAGUUAGCAGUGUGUGUGCACGUUGAUGGGCUCUUAAACAAGAACUUUUUAUUUGUAAUCAU